Messenger RNA from Closterium sp. Naga37s-1, 232 nucleotides. The record is from the annotation of a GenBank genome assembly. NCBI's taxonomy places the organism in Eukaryota, Viridiplantae, Streptophyta, Zygnematophyceae, Desmidiales, Closteriaceae.
UUUGUUCGAGAUUGUGCCGGAAGCGAAGGCCCUCAUAUCCAUGACCAAGGACUACACGGGACCUAUGAGGGACAACAAGGCGCUCCAGGAACACGCCACCACUGUGCUGAAGAAGGUGGUCAACAUUGCCACGAAUCUGGACAACGAGAAGCAGGUAGAGAUGUACAGGAAGAGUCUUGCAUCUCUGGGCGAGAAGCACACUGGAUACGGAGUCAAGCUCAAGUAUGCUGCG